Cinara cedri is the source of this 1129-nucleotide messenger RNA. The record is from the annotation of a GenBank genome assembly. NCBI's taxonomy places the organism in Eukaryota, Metazoa, Arthropoda, Insecta, Hemiptera, Aphididae.
AUGAAAGUUGGAGAUGAUGAAUACAGAUAUAUAUUAGAAGUUGAUACAGAUUACCCUAAAAAUCUUCAUAAAAUACAUAAUGAAUUUCCUUUUUUACUCCAUAAUUCAUGUCCACCGAAUUCCAAAAUCCCAAAACUUUUAACAACAUUAACUCCCAAACAAAACUACAUUGUACACUAUCGCAAUUUAAAACAGGCCAUCGCUAAGGGUAUUAAUGUCUUAAAAGUUCAUAAGAUCAUCCGUUUCAGACAGUCGAAAUGGAUGGCGCCAUAUGUCGAAUUAUGUACUCGCAUGAGGGUUAAAGCAAAAAAUGAAUUUGAACGAAAUUAUUGGAAGUUAAAAGUGAAUAGUGUUUUUGGUAAAUGUAUGGAUAAUGUCAGAAAGCGAAUUUCUUUACAACUCGUUGAUAAUGAAAAAAAGGCGAACAGAUUAAUGUCGAAACCGAAAUUUAAAGAUAGAACAAUAUAUUCUAAAGAUUUAAUGGCUGUUCAUAUGAAUAACGAAAAAAUAAAAUUCGAUAAACCUAUUUAUGUAGGAUUCACUAUUUUAGAUAUAUCUAAAAUAUGUAUGUAUAAUUUUCAUUACAAUGUCAUGAAGAACACAUACGGUAGUAAAUUGAAUACGAUAUAUUCCGAUACUGAUUCUUUGGUGUGUGAAAUUAGAACAAAUAACUUUUUUGAUGAUUUAAAAUAUAAAUUAUUAACACAAUUAUCCGAAAAAUCAUUAUUGUUUUGAUGACUGUAGGAAAAAUCAACCAGGGUUUUUUAAAGAUGAGAUGAAAAGUGAGAUAUUAACCGAAUUUCUUGCAUUACGUCCUAAACUUUAUACAUACAAGUGCUGUAAAACUGAAUUUAAAAAAGCAAAGGGUGCGAAAAAGUAUGUGAUUGAUAAGCAUAUGCGAUUUGAUGAUUAUAAAAACAUUUUAAAUGCAUACAUAAAUAAUAGUUUAGAUAUAUCUAAUAAAGCUACCCGUAACAUGAAUUUGAUUCAAUCGAAAAAUCAUUUGGUUUAUUCAAAAACAGUCAGCAAACUCGUGCUCAGUGCUAAUGAUGAUAAGAGAGUUAUUAUGAACGAUGGUAUUAAUACGUUAGCGUAUGGUCAUUAUAAAUUAAAACGUUUACAAAAAUAA